This is a messenger RNA of Drosophila pseudoobscura, 6594 nucleotides long. RefSeq names its product Mucin related 89F (gene Mur89F). Gene Ontology annotation, molecular function: chitin binding. Bases 326 to 6205 code for a protein of 1959 amino acids. NCBI's taxonomy places the organism in Eukaryota, Metazoa, Arthropoda, Insecta, Diptera, Drosophilidae. The transcript is spliced from 6 exons. Gene Ontology annotation, cellular component: extracellular region. The record is from RefSeq and is a predicted model, not a curated record.
AAUCUUUCUCGAUUCGGUUACGCGUGCGCAAUCUGCAGCAGCGCUCGGCAGAUCCUAUCCUGACGGCAGGAUAACCCCCAAAACUAGUGAAGUGUUUUCCGUUUAGGUCAUAUCAGCAGUAUUACGCGUGUGAUAAACAAUUCGAAAAAGUACCCAAUAAAAAAACAAUCAAAAAAGUGCCAGACCUUGCCACAUUCCACUUGCCACUGCCGCUUUUGUGGGCGUCGGGAAACUGUUUCGGAGUCGUAUUUGAUUGGAGACGAAGGAGCACUAAAGGAGCAGAGCAGAAAGUUGUUGUGACAUUUUUUUGGCAAAGCAAAACGCAAUGGCGCCAAAGAUGCCGCCAUUCUCGCAGCUCGACAAAAUGGCGACAAGGACAUCCAGUUGGCUCUGCCGCCUGCUGCUCGUCAGCCUCUGCAUUGGCGCCGCUGCAGCACGAGACAUUCCAUCUUCAUCAAUCCGUGGGAGCUCGCUGGCCCAAAGCGUGGACGUGGCCUUCUACUGUCCGGGCGAGGGUCUGUUUGCCGACGACUAUGACUGCCGCAUCUACUACCGCUGCGAGCAGCGCACGGAGCAGUACAUCCGGCCGUAUAUGCUCGCUUGUAAGGAGAACACGGUCUUCUCGCGCACCCUUCGCAUGUGCCUGCCCCCAACGAUGGCCGGGCGGGACGAGUGCGUGGACCAGUUGAACGAAAUUGACGGCAGCAUGGGGGCUCUGGGUGACGGCUCGGAUGGCUAUGAUGGACUCGUCAAUGAUGGCCAAGAGGAUGACCAUAAUGCGCUGCUUAACGGUGCCGUCACACCCGCCGCCAAUGAGCUGCGCACCUAUGCGACGGCAAAUCAGUUGCCGACAAAUUACGGCCUGACAGGACUCAGUGGUGUUUCGGUCAUAUCCUUCUCGAGCUCCAGCUCAUCAUCUUUACGCGCCGCGGUGUCGGGGGAGGAGGGGGCCGAUGAGGUGGUGUGCCGGGAUGAUGGAUUUAUGAGUGAUCCCAGUGACUGCACCGUGUUUUAUCGCUGCAUCUCGAAUGGCAGGGGCUAUAAUAAAAUCGGUUUUCGCUGCUCGGACGGCACAGCCUGGGACGAAUCCCUACAGUCGUGCAACCAUAUGUUUGAUGUACGUGCUAAUGGCGGGUGCCACAAUCAGGCCCAGUCCGAGCCCCAGAACGACGGCUAUUAUGCAGGCCAAACAUCAACACAGUCAUCGCAGUCCAGCUAUCAGAACUCCACGUCGUCGUCCAACAUGUCCAGCAGCCAGCAGAGCUCAUCGACGAGCUCCUCGUCCUCCCAAAGUUCAUCCACAUCAAGCUCUAGCUCGAGCUCAAACCAGGAGUCGUCCACGUCGAGCAGCAACCAGCAAUCGAGCACGGGCUCCUCGAAUCAAAGCUCAAACAGCAACCAAAGCUCGGGAAGCAACCAGUCCAACGGAAGCUCUAGCAACAACCAGAACCAAAGCUCAGGCAGUAGCCAAAGCUCUGGCAGCAAUCAAAGCUCAGGAAACAACCAAUCUUCGAACAGUAAUCAAAGCUCAAACAAUAAUCAAAGCUCUGGAAGCAAUCAAAGCUCUGGAAGCAAUCAAAGCUCUGGCAGCACUCAAUCCUCCAGCAAUAAUCAAGGUUCUGGCAGUAAUCAGAGCUCGUCUAGUGGUUCCAACAGCUCAUCCACCGAAGGUGGAGGCGUCAACAAACCCGCACCCACUGAAUGUGAGGAUGAAAACACCUACAUACCGGAUCAAAAAGAUUGCGCCAAGUUCUACAGAUGUCGUCUAGAUGGCAAUGGAAACCUGGAGCAAGUGCCAUUCACCUGCGGACCCGGGACUGUGUGGAACCAAGAUGAGAAAGUCUGCGAUUUACCUAGCGAAGACCAAAAGAAGAAAUGUAAUAUAGGAUCGGGCUCUGCAAGUGGCCAGCAAUCCAGUGGCAACAAUCAAAGUUCCUCAUCGAGCGGCAAUCAAUCGGGCAGUUCCAGCAGUUCCAGCAAUAAUAAUCAAUCAGGCAGCAGCCAGGAGAGCACUACCGCAUCAGGCAGCAAUCAGCAAUCCUCCAGUAAUCAAGGCUCAUCCAGCAACCAGUCAUCCAGUCAAGGCAGCAAUCAAGGCUCAUCAAGCAAUCAAUCUGCUAAUCAAGGCUCAUCUUCCUCGUCCACCUCCAACAAUCAGCAGAGCUCGACUACUUCAUCCACUUCCAGCAAUCAGGGAUCAUCCACAAGCACUGAAAGUUCCAGCACACAAGCAACUUCGACUUCGAAGCCAUCGAAUCCCGAAGGCGAAUGCAAGGAUACGGAAACAUAUUUGGCUGACAAGACAGAUUGCGCACGAUUCUAUCGCUGUGUAGAGAAUGGUAAUGGUGGUUUCGACACGGUACCCUUUGACUGUUCGCCGGGAACGGUUUGGGAUCCCGACACCAAGGGCUGCAACCAUCCAACGGAUGUGCAGAAGGAGCAAUGCAGGGCUAUGGCAAGUGGUAGUGGAAGUUCGUCCAAUCAAGGAUCAAGCAGCCAGGGAUCUUCUAGCCAAGGAUCAUCGUCAUCUUCUAACCAAGGAUCAUCGUCUUCCAACCAGGGCUCUUCGUCCUCUAACCAAGGAUCAUCGUCCUCCAACCAAGGAUCAUCAUCUUCUAACCAAGGAUCAUCGUCUUCCAACCAGGGAUCAUCGUCUUCCAACCAGGGAUCUUCGUCCUCUAACCAAGGAUCUUCGUCCUCUAACCAAGGAUCCUCAUCUUCUAACCAAGGAUCAUCGGCUUCGAACCAGGGAUCAUCGUCUUCCAACCAGGGAUCUUCAUCUUCCAACCAAGGAUCUUCGUCUUCCACCCAAGGAUCAUCGUCUGCUAAUAACCAAGGUUCUUCUUCCUCAACCGAAACUUCCAAUAACCAAGGAUCUACAUCUUCAAGCCAGGGUUCCUCCUCCAACCAGAGCUCUUCUUCAUCUACAGAAUCCAGCACUCAGGGAUCAUCAUCCUCUAAUCAGAGUUCUUCAGAGUCAUCAACGUCAAACCAGAGCUCAUCCUCAUCCACCGAAGGUUCUUCAUCUACAACGACAACUCAGAAACCGUUCAAGCCAGCUGAAAAGUGCGAAAGUGAGGAAACAUUCCUUGCGGACAAAGAAAACUGUGCCAAAUUCUACCGCUGCGUGGACAAUGGCAAAGGUGGAUUCACGAAGGUAUCGUUCACCUGUCCGCCCAACACCCUCUGGGACCCAGAGGCCAACAGCUGCAACCAUCCCAGUCAAAUACAAAGCCAGCCGAUGAAAUGCAAAAAGGUCACAGGCUCAACAUCAUCCAAUAGCACAAGUUCCACAUCCUCUUCAACAACGGGAGGUUCCACAUCCAACAGCGGUUCCUCGUCGAACCAGGGCUCCUCCUCUACCAGUGGUUCCUCAUCAAAUGGCGGCUCCUCCUCUGGCAAUGAAUCAUCAACCUCAUCAUCCUCAACGUCAUCAUCGACAACCUCUUCAUCCACUAGUAAUAAUAAUAACAAUCAGGGGUCAUCUUCAUCGACCUCUAGCAGUUCGAAUCAAGGAUCAAGCAGUAGCGGCAGCAGUAGUGUGGUCACUAGCCCCACUCCAUCAAAUCCCUCAGAGACGUGCACACAAAAUGGACAGUUUAUUGGGGAUCAGACGAACUGUGCAAAGUUCUAUCGCUGCGUGGAUAACGACAGAGGUGGCUUCAGCAUGAUUCCCUUCACUUGCGGUCCUGGCACGGUCUGGGAUGCUCAAAUCCAGAGCUGUAACCAUGCUUGGGCAGUCAAGGGAUGCGGUGGCUCCGCUACACCUUCGACGACACAAAGACCAACCACAAUUUCAACUUCCACAGCCCGACCUUCGACAUCUCGACCAUCAUCAUCCACAACAUCCACGUCCCGACCUUCCACAUCGCGUCCUACCUCAUCGGGACCUACCACAUCGCGACCAACGACAUCUCGACCAUCAUCAUCCCCAACAUCCACGUCCCGACCUUCCACAUCGCGUCCUACCACAUCGGGACCUACCACAUCGCGACCUACGACAUCUCAACCAUCUCCAUCCUCAUCCACAUCUCCACCAACUUCGACGAGCUCCCCCAACACCGAUGGACAGUGCAGGUCCGAAGGAUUUAUGGCCGAUCCUAACAACUGUUCCAAGUUCUAUCGUUGUGUUAGCAAUGGCAAAGGUGGCUUCACUCAGAUACCUUUCCAAUGUGGAGCCGGAACUGUCUGGGAUCAGGACCUUCAAACAUGCAACCACAACUUUAACAACUGCAAUACCACAAUAACAGCAGAGAGGCCUCCAUGUGAGACGACAAACGAGACAACGACGACCGAAGCAUCGACCCCACCGACGACCACAAUGAUCCCGACAACACCCUCCACCACAACGGAAAUAACGACUACGACUAUUUCCCCGCCAAGCACUACCACAGAUAUACCCAGCACAACUAUGACAUCAACGACGGGAUCGGGAUCAACUGGCAGCACAGAAACCUCAGAGCCUGUAACUACCACGAUGAACCCAUCCACAACCACGAUGAAGCCGCUGCCAGCUGGUACGGAAUGUGAGGGCGAGGGUUAUAUGGCUGAUCCCGAGGAUUGCCGAAAGUACUAUCGAUGCAUAAACGCUGGCAACUCCUACAGAAGGUACAACUUCACAUGCCCCCAGGGUACGGGAUGGAACGAAGAUGUCCAGACUUGUGAUUACAUGGCGAAUAUACCGAGGUGCUCAAAGUUACCGUCGACGACAACGGAGCCACCAACCACCACGACCACGAUUUAUACAUCCACUACACCAACGGAGACGGAGAGUACGGUGACUGAGAGCCCUAAGGAACCUGAGACGACACCAACACCCAAACCAGAAGGUCCACCUACAACUACAGGAACUGAAAAACCCACCACAAAACCAACACCGGAAACAACCACAGGAACUGAAAAACCCACCACAAAACCAACACCGGAAACAACCACAGAAACUGAAAAACCCACCACAAAACCGAAACCGGAAACAACCACAGAAAGUGAAAAACCCACCCCAAAACCUACCCCAGAACCAACCACAGAAACAACCAAUGUUUCGAAUGAAUCAACAACUACUACUAAUCAAGAAGAUACGACUACAACAUCUAGUCCAGGCUAUAAGCCCUCCACUACCACCGCAGAACCAACAACUACCAAUAUUCCGGAGCCAGAGCCAGAAACGAACUACAACUGCACCGCAGAGGGCUUUUUCGCUGAUCCCGAAGACUGCAGUCACUACUAUCGCUGCGUGGAUGGUAGCAAGAAUGGGAAAUAUCAAGUAUACAGCUUCAAAUGCCCCAACGGUACAGUGUGGGAUACGUCUGCAGACACCUGUAACUACGCGGAUCAAGUGUCGGGAAAUUGCUCUAGCUCUACUACAGGAUCACCCACUACGACUACAGUCUACCCGGAGGAGACCACUGAACCGAGCACUACUGGAUCCACCGAAACGACGACCCAGUCACCAAAGCCAGAAACGACAACCCAGUACCCAAAGCCAACCACGACCCAGUCAUCAAAGCCAGAAACGACAACCCAGUCAGAAACCACGACUUCUACUUCCCCGAUCGACACAACAACUACUGGAACAACUGAACCCACAACGACGGAAGUAAUCACAACUACUUCAUCUACCCCAUCAACUAGUUCGAAUGGCACUCAGCCAUGUCCCACCACAGGCCCAGGACAGAAUUUGUACGUUUGCCCCACCGGCUUCCGACGCCACCCAGAGAACUGCGGCAUGUUCUAUCAGUGCAGCGAGAACGCGGACAGCAACGACCUGAACAUUGUGGUGUUCCAAUGCCCCAAUGGAACAGUAUACCAGGACAAGUCGUGUAGCUGCGGCAAGCCCGAGGCGGGCGACACCUGCAACAAGGGUCAGAAGAGGACUAACCCCAACCUGUUCGAGGACCAAACGCGUCGCCAGAAUAUGAUACAAAUAAGCACCACAUCUCCACUUUGUCCCGACGAGGGACACUUUGCCCUGAACGAGGAUGAGUGCAGCCAGCUGUUCGUCAAGUGCGGCUACUCGGAGCAGACGGGUCGCAUCGAAGGCCAAAUCUACCGCUGUCCGCAGGGCUUUGCCUACUGGAACGUGAGUCGCCGCUGCGAGCCAGCCAGGAAGCUGAUGAACUGCACCCCCACCACCUACAAUGUGGGCGGCAACGUGCCGCUGGAGUGGCUCAACAUUGGCCAUAGGCGUCGCAGUCUGCGUAUUUAAGUAGUAUUAGUUUAGUUUUUCUAAAAGAUCCGCAAUUGCUUGCUGCGCCAGCGUCAUCGUCCGAGGUGAACAGCUGGCGCAGCAAAUGAUCGGUCAGAAGUGUUAGAUUAAGACGUAGGAAAAUUACAGUACGUUAAGCUGGGAUUAAUACAAAAAUAUCUGGUGUCGGUAAAGUUAGUGAUUGGCCAAAUCACACAGUUGAUGUGCAAGCCCUGGGAUUUACAUUAUCAUUUAUGUAGUGUUUAAUGCAUUUCAAUAAACUAUUUUUUUUAGAUUUCUUUCUACAUUUGACAGGCAGUAAAUAAUAAUUGUACUCACAUAUGUAUAUAUUUGUAAACAUAUGUACGUCCAGAAAGCCAUAUACAUAUAUCUAAGCUAUGCUUAAAAUU